AUGGGCCCCCAGCAGCCCACAGGAUGGGCCCCCAGCAGCCCACAGGAUGGGCCCCCAGCAGCCCACAGGAUGGGGCCCCAGCAGCCCACAGGAUGGGCCCCCAGCAGCCCACAGGAUAGGGCCCCAGCAGCCCACAGGAUAGGGCCCCAGCAGCCCACAGGAUGGGGCCCCAGCAGCCCACAGGAUGGGGCCCCAGCAGCCCACAGGAUGGGGCCCUCCCAGCAGCCCAUAGGAUGGGCCCCCAGCAGCCCACAGGAUGGGCCCAGUCAGCCCACAGGAUGGGGCCCCAGCAGCCCACAGGAUGGGGCCCUCCCAGCAGCCCAUAGGAUGGGCCCCCAGCAGCCCACAGGAUGGGCCCCCAGCAGCCCACAGGAUGGGGCCCCCCCAGCAGCCCACAGGAUGGGGCCCCAGCAGCCCACAGAAUGGGCCCCCAGCAGCCCACAGGAUGGGCCCCAGCAGCCCACAGGGUGGGGCCCCAGCAGCCCACAGGAUGGAGCCCAGCAGCCCACAGGAUGGGCCCCCAGCAGCCCACAGGAUGGGGCCCCAGCAGCCCACAGGAUGGGGCCCCAGCACCCACAGGAUGGGCCCACAGCCCACAGGAUGGAGCCCCAGCAGCCCACAGAUGGGGCCCCAGCAGCCCACAGGAUGGGCCCCCAGCACCCACAGGAUAGGGCCCCCCCAGCAGCCCAUAGGAUGGGUCCCCAGCAGCCCACAGGAUGGAGCCCCAGCAGCCCACAGGAUGGGCCCCCAGCAGCCCACAGGAUGGGGCCCCAGCAGAGAGCCCGGUCCCCAGGUCUCCAGGCCGAGCUGCAGAGGUUUAGCAGAAAGAUGCGGAGCAGCAGGGAGCCUGAGGAAUCUGGGCUCGGAGCAGACGCGCAUUAA
Anguilla rostrata (American eel) is the source of this 882-nucleotide messenger RNA. Its product is annotated as proline-rich protein 2-like. The transcript is spliced from 2 exons. The record is from RefSeq and is a predicted model, not a curated record. Bases 1 to 882 code for a protein of 293 amino acids. Lineage: Eukaryota; Metazoa; Chordata; Actinopteri; Anguilliformes; Anguillidae.